ACUGUACGCCUGAAUGUGCGGCGUGCAAUGCUUGUGUGGGUUCGGUAAUCGGAAAAUGUGCACAUAGCCAACUUCAUAGUCUAGUUAUAAGGGCGGAUAUGGGUAUGACUUCGACAGGGAGAAUCUAAUGUAACAUCUUCGGCAGAGCACAGCAAUAAGACCUUUCUAUUCCUGCCAAGGCCUAAGACUUUGGAGUAUCUAAUACGUGACCCCACAGCAAAGUGUGAAUAGGUCGAAAAGAAAUUUAGCGUUAAGUCAAGGUUUAACAACAAACAUGAGUGGCCUGGGUCCGGCAGCCUGUUGGCUGGCGCACAAGCGCAUUGAGUCUUGGUCUCGCAUAGCCAAGGAGCGCGUUGGUGCCGUUCGUCGCGUUACGCUCGACCGCAACUCGGCCGACGAGAGCAGCGGCAGUGGCGGCAGCAAUGGCUGCACCCAGAUUUUGCCGGGAAGUGAGGGCGCAUCCUCCACGACGCCGCCGCCGCAGCCGAUGACGCCGCCGCCAUCGGCCUCGUCGGUAACCUCGACCACCAGCGGCAUAGGCAGUGUUUCGGCUGGUAGUGGCAGCGAUAGCUGUGACUUGCCCACGGACUCAGAGGAAGUCAAUAUUUCGAAGGAGUCGCAUCCCAUACAACCGGCCACACAGCUCCAUGGAAUUCCUUGCGUUCCCAACCAUCCGAUUCCGGCCGAUAUACUGCGUGGUCCCGCCGAGGUUUUCCACAGCCCCUUGCACUUGCACCACCAGAGUCGAUCCUUUCCGCCGCGUCUGCAGCGCACGCCCUCGAUUUCCAGCCAGAGCAGCAUAGACAGCGCUCCGUCCAGGCAGUCGGGUCAUCGCGGCUCCUCUCCACAAAUAAGGACAUUCGGACCCGAUGGACGUAGCUCACUACCUAGCGAGGCAGCAUUCCCACAUCAUCUGGCCCGUUCGCCCAGUCCCAUGCGGACCAUUUCGCUUGACGCACGCUGCGGCAGCCCGGCUUCGAUCGAUGCAAGUGUCUUGCGGACCCCAAGUCCCUCCCAGAGUAGCCUGGCCUCUCUAUCAGGCCCAGGCAUGGUUGGAUCUGCGCCCAACAUGAUUAUGAGUACAGGUGCUGGAUCUGUUGUCUGCAAGGGCAUGGGUGUAGGCAUGACUGGCAAUCGUUGUCUAUCGCCUUUGCUGAUACCUCCACGUCCUCAGCCAGGCAUUGAUCCAACUGUGGGCCCUGCUUCGCCUCUUGGUGCUCUGCAACCUGACCUAUAUCGGAUGCCCGAUGGGCCGGUCUAUCUGACAGCACCCGGGACGAGCCACGCCGUGGGUCGUUUGCACUUGCGUGUCAAAUAUGAUUACCACCUUUUCGAUUUAACGGUUCAUCUAAUUGAAGCACACAAUCUGAGCCCCAUCGAGGAGGGUGGCUUUCGGGAUCCUUAUGUGCGUCUCAUGCUUCAGCCAGGCGUGGACAGCCGCAAACGUCAAACGCACAUACACCGCGGCGAAUCGAAUCCCUACUUUGAUCAGCAUUUUAAGUUCCCGGUUUCACGUGACCAAUUGCAAGGCAAGGAACUGGUCUUGCAGGUACUCGACUACGAUAGGUACUCGCACAACGACAUUAUUGGCGAAGUGCGUAUUUCGGUUAAUGGCCUGGAUUUGUCAAAAUCUGUUGAGAUAUGGGGCGAUUUACUGCGCACUAAGAAGCCCAAGGAGGAUCGCCCGGAGCUGCUGUGCUCUUUGAACUAUCUACCACAGGCUGAGCGCCUGACCAUUGUAAUAAUGAAGGCCCGAAAUUUGGAUACCGUGCAAGAGCCCUAUGUCAAGAUUUAUCUAAUACAAAACGGCAAGCGCAUAAAAAAGAAAAAGACAAGCAUCACCAAAUCUGACGAUGCUAGCAAUCCCAUCUGGAACGAGGCAUUUACAUUCAAUCUGCAAUCAAAUUAUUUACACAGUGCCGCCAUUGAGAUAUAUGUGGUCGGCGCGGGCAGCGAUGCAGCGGAAAUUGGCUGCUGCGGACUUGGCCCGCAGGAAAGUGGAACGGGCUGCCAACAUUGGCACGACAUGAUUAACAAUGCCCGCAAGCCUACAGCCAUGUGGCACUACAUUCGCUAAGCGAGCGGGCAGCUCCACAUAAAUAUGCUUCAGUAUGAAAAUAAAAUCACAUUCAAUGAUUGAAGCUCUUUUCAAGCUGCUUUUAAAGUACAAA
This is a messenger RNA of Drosophila montana, 2171 nucleotides long. It is a transcript of the gene Sytbeta, whose product is annotated as Synaptotagmin beta. The transcript is spliced from 7 exons. Bases 275 to 2077 code for a protein of 600 amino acids. Gene Ontology annotation, biological process: calcium-ion regulated exocytosis; regulation of calcium ion-dependent exocytosis; cellular response to calcium ion. Gene Ontology annotation, molecular function: calcium-dependent phospholipid binding; clathrin binding; SNARE binding. The record is from RefSeq and is a predicted model, not a curated record. Gene Ontology annotation, cellular component: exocytic vesicle; plasma membrane. NCBI's taxonomy places the organism in Eukaryota, Metazoa, Arthropoda, Insecta, Diptera, Drosophilidae.